AUGAUCUCUACUAUUCAGCUGUUUUCAUGGCUGUUACUUCUAGCUGAAGGAAGAGUCGACAGUGGAAGUACAAAUGCUGAUCCCACGAGAGGGUACGUCGCGCUUCCUCUGACUGCAUCACAUAUGAAAGUUCAGUGGCCGUAUGACCUGCGAAAGGAGGAGCGUUACAGCUUUGCCAAUGGCGUCCACACGCUCAAGGUUUACUCCAACGACAAGCCAUUCAAACAACACAGCCCCACCAAGCCUCGCACAGAAGUCCAUAUAACCGGAUACGAUUAUUCGUCUGGAGUGUGGCAGUUCGAAGGGCAUGGUUUCGUCCCGAGCGGGACAUCUGGUGUGUGCAUAAUGCAGGUCUUCGGUGCGAGCGAGCACGCUUCGACUCUGAUGGUUCGAGUUUACGGCGGCAACCUGGCGAUCUACAGGUCCAAAGUCCUUCCCGACAUCUACGACAGAUGGUUCAGGUUGAACGUGAUUCACAAUGUGGAUGAUGGUGAGGUCAAGGUCUACGUCGACAGAUCACUUGUGUAUAAAGGACCCGAUCACGGCGGCAAGUCUCACUACUUCAAGUUUGGAGUCUAUGCUCAGAAUGAUGAUUCUCGUCUCAUGGAAUCUCGUUGGAAAGGAAUCAAGAUUUUAAGAAAGAAGUCAUAG
Linum tenue is the source of this 651-nucleotide messenger RNA. The record is from the annotation of a GenBank genome assembly. Lineage: Eukaryota; Viridiplantae; Streptophyta; Magnoliopsida; Malpighiales; Linaceae.